GGCAGGUCAAGGGGGAGGGAAGAAGAAGAAGAAGAGGGCGAAGGCGAAGGCGAAGGCGAAGGUGAAGGUGAACGGGGAGGGGGAGGAAGAGGGCGAAGAGGACGAUGCGAUUGUGGAGAGGGUGUGCGAGAUCGUGCGGGCGUGGACGGCAACGCACAGUCGGGGCAAGGUGAUCAUAUACGGGGGGACGAUCAAGAGGGUAGAACAGAUUACGGCGAUAUUGGGUUGCGUGGGAUAUUGGCGAGGGGUGGGCAGCGCAAAGGAAAAGGCCCGGCGGGUGGAGGAAUGGAGGAACAGCAAGGGGGGCAAGGCGGGAUGGAUAGCGUCGACGAAUGCGUUGGGGAUGGGGAUCGACGAUCCGGGCGUAUGUUUGGUGGUGCACGCGGGGAUCCCACGACAGUUGGUGAACGUCGUACAAGAAAGCGGUCGAGGGGGGCGAGGGGGGCAGAGGAGCGAGUCGGUGGUGGUGGUUCGACGGUCAUGGUUGGUGCAGCAGAGGCAGCAAAAGGAGCAGGAAAAGGAGAAGCAGUUGCGUGGAAAGAAGAGUGGGCAGCCGGAUCAGUGGGCAUGGGACGACGACGUGAUCGAGUUUGCCGAGGGAAAACGGUGUCGACGAGAGGUGUUGGACCGAGAGAUGGACGGCAACAAGGACCGAAUAGGGUGCGUGGAGGGGGAAGAGGCAUGCGAUGUGUGUCAGGGGCAUCGGGUGGCGAGGGCGAUGCAUGAGUUGACGGAGUGCGAACCGUGGUGGGAGAAUGAGGAGGGCGAGUGGGUGGAUAGAGUAGAGGAGGACGAGGAGGAGAGACGGGAAGCGGAGAUUGAGGCCGAUUAUCAACGCAGUCAGCGGCCGAUUCGAGAAAACGAGAGGAAUCGGGAGGUACAGGUGAUGCGAGAGACGGCCGAGUUGCAUCAGUUUGAGGACAUGUUAGCCGCGUGGGCGGGACGUUGCGCGGUGUGUAUGAUGCAGGGUGCAGACGAGGUUGAGCACCGGAUGGAGGUGUGUCCAGAAAGGAAUACGUGGAAGUGGGAGAGUGUGCAAAAGGGCGUCGAGGACGUGACGGAGGAGAUGAUAACGAAGCAGAGGUUUGCGCGGUUUUCAGCAUGUUUCGAUUGCGCAUUGCCGCAGGCGAUAUGUUGUCAGUGGGUGGAGGCAAGCAAUGAUGGACGGUUAUUCAAACGGGAUAGGACGAAGAAGUGCCAGUAUCCCGGGGUGUUAUUCGAGAUAUUGGUAGCGCAGAGGGUACGAGGGGUAGAGUGGUGGUGGUGGUGGAUGAAGAAGAUGAUGGGAGUAGAGGAUUUAGAUGCCACCGACGCGGAGGAUAUGGCGAAGGUAUAUACAUGGUUAGGGGAGAUGGUGGAGUGGGGAGGUAGAGUAGGAGGUGCGAUCCAAGCGAGUCGAAUGUGUCAGGUAGUGACACGAUUGGAGAAAGAGUGGGUUGAGGAAUAGAGUAGGAGGGUUGGAUUAUCAUCGAAAUAAAAAGAGGCCCAUACAUAACCAGAUUUAGUA
Molecule: messenger RNA, 1507 nt
Organism: Ilyonectria robusta
Lineage: Eukaryota; Fungi; Ascomycota; Sordariomycetes; Hypocreales; Nectriaceae
Exons: 1
Coding region: 344-1447 (367 amino acids)
Biological process (GO): double-strand break repair via homologous recombination
Cellular component (GO): cytoplasm; nucleus; chromosome
Molecular function (GO): four-way junction helicase activity; 3'-5' DNA helicase activity
Source: RefSeq, a predicted model, not a curated record